AUGGCGUUGCUGGAAGAUAUUGAAUUGAAGGGUUUCCAAGAUUUGCAUUUAAGUCUCACUAGGACUGUGAUAUUGAGGUAUCAUUGGAUAGACUCGUUUGUUAGCACCUUAAGGGAUAAUUUAUCACAUUUUACUAAAUUUAUUAUAAUGUUGGAUCAUUUGGAAGUUUACACCAAUGAAGAAAAAACGCGUACGUUUAUAGGUUUGCAAGUUAAAACUGGCUAUGAUACUCUUUUAAAAUUGGUGCAUUGUCUGGAUAAUUGUUUAGGAGAUUUCAAACUUCCCAAAUUUUAUGAAAAUCCAUCUUUCCACAUUAGCAUAGCUUGGUGCCUUGGAGACAACACUGACAAGCUUAAGUCGCUUCUGCCUUACUUAAAUCGCGACUUAGAACUCCUCAUGUCAGAAUAUUCUCAAGAAAACUGGUAUACUUAUGUUGAACAAAUCUUGUGCAAAACAGGUAACAAAAUUUUCCAAUUCCAACUGCAAUGA
Molecule: messenger RNA, 489 nt
Organism: Zophobas morio
Lineage: Eukaryota; Metazoa; Arthropoda; Insecta; Coleoptera; Tenebrionidae
Product: U6 snRNA phosphodiesterase 1-like
Exons: 2
Coding region: 1-489 (162 amino acids)
Biological process (GO): U6 snRNA 3'-end processing
Cellular component (GO): nucleus
Molecular function (GO): 3'-5'-RNA exonuclease activity
Source: RefSeq, a predicted model, not a curated record